AUGAGCGGUGCGAAGCGAUUUAAGUAUGCAAAUAAAGAAGAAGGAGAAGAAGGAAAAGAAGAAGGAAGGGAAGAAGACGAAGAAGAAGACGAAGACGAAGACGAAGAAGAAGAAGAUGAAGAAGAAGAAGAAGACGAAGACGAAGACGAAUGCUCUACGAAUGACAAUUAA
Messenger RNA from Orbilia oligospora ATCC 24927, 171 nucleotides. RefSeq lists its product as uncharacterized. The transcript has 2 exons. Bases 1 to 171 code for a protein of 56 amino acids. Lineage: Eukaryota; Fungi; Ascomycota; Orbiliomycetes; Orbiliales; Orbiliaceae. The record is from RefSeq and is a predicted model, not a curated record.